GACUUGGACUGAAAUUUAAUUUUACAGCAAUUAUAAUUAUGCAAACAGCUUUUCAAUAAUAUAACAAUAGGCGGCUCCUGGAAUGUAUGUAGAUUUAAGAAAAAACCAGUGCGGGCGGCCGAUGGGCUGUUCGCGCCUGCCCUUUGGCCACUGGUCCGUUGAGGCGGCGGAGGAAUGGAGCAAUAGACUUUAUGAACGACGGCGCCGGCAAAACCGCAAAGAAACAGAAUCAAUGCCCUAAAUCCUUAUGAGAUUUUUUUCUCUCUGUAUAAUUCUCCUUUGAAAUGUGCUCAGUGUUAGAAUUGCGCCAAGAACAAAUGUACGAAUUACGAAUGUAGUGGAGCGAGGCAUCUGAAGAGGACGCACGCUACCAUAAAUGCAUGUGCGUUUAUUUUCCUACAGGAGAGUAGUUCGUUAUUGUUAGUCCUACCCUACCGCACGCGCACAGGUCGGGUCGCACGGUCGCACGCACUACUCACUUCUUGCUUUUCAACCUCUACUUUCAAGGCACAAGUUACCUUACUGAAACUCAUCUUCGUCAGCUUCAGACAGCAAUGUGCGUAUGAUUGUUCACAUUAUCUAUCUUUUAAAACCCUCUAACCUUUUUGAUUUGCAUUUUGCAGAGUCGGAAUUGAGCCCUGCAGGUUUUAGUCAGCUAUUUGCAUUGAGGCACUCUACUCGAAAAAUUCCACAAAUUGUUCGCUGCCGGCAAGAUGUCUGUCGAGGAGGAAUUCGAAACCGUCAAAAUAUCUGACUGCGACUGGCGCAGCGGAAAGACUUUGAUGGAUCAGUUGUGGUUCAUGUACGAAAAGCAGCUAGGCGUCGAUCUCAAAAUCGCUGUUAUUAGUGACGGCAAUAAAAAGACGUUUCAAUGCCACAAAAUGAUCAUUCGGAGGCUUACCCCAGUAUUCGACAGGACUCUCAAUGAUCCUGGCGAUGUUUUCCUUCCUUUGGACAUUGGCAACCUAGACCCUGACAUUUUCGCUGAGAUUUUGAAGUAUGCAUACACCGACAAGCUAGAUUUUAAGAACAUGGACAUGAAGGACGUUAUUGCCGUCUACAAGGUGGCAAGUGCGUACCAAAUGGACGCCAUCAGGCAGCAAUGCAACAAGGCGUUUUUGGUCAAGAUGAACGAAAAAAAUGUUUGGUAUCUGCUAUCUUUCAUGGAGGAGCAGUCAGACGUGGAUUUGGAGCGCUGUUUGAGCUUGUUUCUUUCCGUGAGCUUCAAUGAUUGUCUGAAAUCGCCCAAGUUCCGCAACUGCAGCCUCAAAGUUCUGGAAUUCAUCGUGGGCCAGGAGGAGCUGCCUGUCGCUGAAGUGAAUUUGAUCGAAUCCGUGAUCCGUUGGGCCAAACACAAGGAUCCUGAACUGACUCCAGAAAAGUCGAUAGAGCUUCUUGGCCUGUGCUUGGGGAAAAUCCGCUUUUUGUGCUUGACUCCUGCCGAGUUUACCGAGGUCGUCGCCCUGAGCGGAUUGCUGCUCCAAGAGGACUGUUUCUCCAUUUUGGUCAACUUGGUUUCUGGAAACAAAGCGAUGCCUCUGCCUGACCACAUUUGCAAACUGGACACUCCCAGGAUCAAACUGCAAGAUGAGCCACUAGAGCCAAAUUCGCCCACCCCUUUCUCGGAGGAGCAGCUAGAAAAUCCGACAUUUCCUGCAAAAGUGGAGCCCAGUGCAGCUCUUGUGGAGACAAACCCAACAAGUGAGGAUGAGAAUAAGAAGGCUGCUUCGACGUCUGGGGAAAUUGAUUAUUUGCUAGUUCACCGUCCUGCCGAUCCCAAGUUUCACCUGACAAUGUUCUCGCUUGAAGCACCGGGAGCGAUUAAUGUUAAUAUCGAAGUGUCAAAAUCAGCAAUUUUGACCGGUGUUAGGAUCACAUCUCAAGUGACUCCAGUUGGGUGCGAGCCAGGCAAUUACCAGGAGGACAUGUACAUAAGUGUGAUGGCAAUCUCCAACGGAUUGAUGUCGCACUAUGUCUAUCAGAAGUACGCUCGAACCGCUCAGAAUGGACAAAACAAGUAUUUUGAUGUGAUGUUCAAACAUCCAUGUAUGUUGCAAGAAAAAAAGGUGUACUUACUGAAAGUGGUUUUGCGCAAGCCAGGAAUGUACAUGUUUAACAAACGGCUGAAUUCGGUUUCUGUUGACGGUUACCUAGUCAAGUUUAAUGUGGGGGGAUCUAACAAAAGCACACAUGGCGCUGACCCGAUUCAAGCAAUAUUUUUUAGACGAUAAUGAUAAAAAGGAAUUGUGUGCUUAAGAUCAAUUAAUCAUUAAAAUGAAAUAUACAUUUAGUGCACGUACAAUAAAAAAUGCUCAAAAAUCAUUUAUUUUUUAUCUCAUUUUUCCAUCAUGUCAAAGAGGUCCAAUAAUGGUGAUGUGAGUGGCGAGGAGCCGUGCUUAUUUGUUUCAGUUUUCGUCUAAUUUACUACUUACUCGUGGCAUUUGAAGAAUCAGUAAAUUAAGAUCAAUUUAAGACUCAAAUAACACAAUACAAUUGUAUUGCAGGGGUGUCGUUCAGCGGAAUCAAAUAAUGUGAAUUCCUUUUGGUGGUUGGUUUAUUGAACUCCAUAAUUUUGAAUUGGACUGAAAUUUAAUUUAACAACAAUUAUAAAUAUGCAAACAGCUUCUCAAUAAUAGUAUAACAAUAGACGGCUACUGGAAUUUAUGUAGAUUUAAGAAUAAACAAGUACGGGCGGCCGAUGUGCGGUUCGCGCCUGCCCUUUGGCCACUGGUCCGUUGAGGCGGCGGAGGAAUGGACCAAAAGACUUAAUGAACGACGGCGCCGGCAAAACCGCAAAGAAACAGAAUCAAUGCCCUAAAUCCUUAUGAGAUUGUUCUUUCUGUAUAAUUCUCUUUUGAAAUGUGCUCAAGUGUCAGAAUCGCGCCAAGAACGAAUGUACGAAUUACGAAUGUAGUGGAGCGAGGGAUCUCAAGAG
Cloeon dipterum is the source of this 2935-nucleotide messenger RNA. RefSeq names its product BTB/POZ domain-containing protein 2-like. Gene Ontology annotation, cellular component: cytosol. Gene Ontology annotation, molecular function: protein binding. Lineage: Eukaryota; Metazoa; Arthropoda; Insecta; Ephemeroptera; Baetidae. The coding region runs from base 714 to 2231 and encodes 505 amino acids. The record is from RefSeq and is a predicted model, not a curated record. Gene Ontology annotation, biological process: neurogenesis. The transcript is spliced from 4 exons.